Molecule: messenger RNA, 1827 nt
Organism: Patella vulgata (common limpet)
Lineage: Eukaryota; Metazoa; Mollusca; Gastropoda; Patellidae
Product: membrane progestin receptor gamma
Exons: 3
Coding region: 527-1657 (376 amino acids)
Cellular component (GO): membrane
Molecular function (GO): signaling receptor activity
Source: RefSeq, a predicted model, not a curated record
GGUGGGGAGAGUGUGAGGUGAGUUUAGAACAGGAAGACACGGCACGCGACGGACUGACCAGACUGAGAUGAGGUUUACAAGCACCUGCUGAAAGAAAAGUUUGAGAUCAAGAAAGAAAUUAGAAAUGUGAAGGAAUUGUUAUGAAUUGUGUGAAAUUGGGUUAUUUACAUUUGUUAAGUCUUCUUGUACCUCAGUGAUUGUUGUUAUGAACUGGAAUAACAAUACAUGUAUUGUAUUUAAACUUUUGGUUGUUUUUCUCAGCAGAAGACACUGAUAAUAGUACUGUACUGUUAAACAAUGUAUAAUUAGGCUGAUCAGGAUUAGGCCAACGUUAUUCUUUAAUCUGUAUACAAGCAGAACACGAACCGCAAACAAUGGACGACGAAAUCUAGAAAAAAACUCACAUGAUAUUUAAGCUGAGUUAAGUUAUGGAAAACAUUUUAUCUAUGGUGGAAAACCGGUCAAACUACAAGUACCCAGCUGCCGAUUUCUUUUGUGUUUGUUUGUGAGAAUGUUUUUAUGACAAAUGUUUUUUGAGUUUAUUGGUGACAGAUUUGGUAUCGCUAAGAUGGCAACCACACUGACGUCAUGUCAAACUAAAAUGCUGUUAAAAACUACCUGUAAAGAACCGGUUGGAGAAGCUGAGAAAAAGAACCAUUAUCAUCAUUCUCGUACGCCGUCUGCUAGCCUGGGAAUCUGUGGACCAAUUUACGACAUCGACCAAGUUCCUGAACAUUUUCACGAAUUAUACAUUCUACACGGUUAUCGACACCCAAAGAGUUCCUUUAAACAGUGUAUUCUAAGUUUAUUUGAUGCCACGAAUGAAACCCUCAAUUGCUGGACGCAUUUCUUGCCGUCGUUGUACUUCUUCUGGGUAUUUCUACAAUUAUCCAAAACUUAUGAUUUUCAGAAUGAUAGUUAUACGUGGCCUUUGUUGGUUUAUAUGAUCGUGUGUUGUUUAUUCCCGUUGACCAGCGCCGUCGCUCAUACUUUCAACACCAUGUCAGAACGAGCUAGACAUAUAUGUUUCUUCCUCGACUAUUCUGCUCUUAGUCUCCUGAGUCUGGCCGUCGCUAUCGCGUACCGAGCCUACGCCUUCCCAGAAUCUCUUAGGAAUACUUGGUUUGGUGAUGUUUUUAUAUAUGGUGCCGUUAUUAAUUCCUUAAUAUGUGUUACUGUAUCGUGUGAAACAAGAUUUUUGAAAAUUAGUUUGCUGAGAAAAUUUUUGCGGCUGUGCUCUUUCGCGUUACCGUUCUUUUAUGACAGUUCACCGAUUGCUUACCGAUUGUUUUUUGGAAGCGAGACAGAAUGUACCUUGUCUUCCCAGUAUCUGUUAGCCCGUCAAUUUCUGUUCGCAUUUCUAUCUGCAUUUUUAUAUACAACGCAUCUUCCAGAACGUCUGUUUCCGGGACAGUUCGACAUCAUUGGCCACAGUCAUCAACUGUUUCACGUGUUUUCGAUACUGGCCACUCUCGACCAAUUAAAAGCUCUGUUACAGGACAUGAGAGAACGGAGUAACGACUUAAAACCCAUGUGGGAAUUUCACUCGUUUGGAGACACGAUCGGUAUAUUUUUGUUAGUUGUAAUAAUUAAUACUCUGAUUAUAUUUAUAUUUUCUAUACGACGUUUACCACCGGCCAAAAAGCAUGACUGUUGAUUUUUAUUAAGAAAAUAUUUAUUUUGAUAUUGUUAUACACAAAUAUACAAGGGGGGUGGGGUAGGGGGAAGACCAACAUUAUGACCAUCGACAAUUCAGCCAAUGUGGUUGAAAUGUUGUAUAGGGGGUACAUGCAGUAAUUUAUUGAAUAGAAAGCCAUGCUUAAAAAC